AUGAUUCACGGUGAUUUAUCACAAAAUCCUACACCACCGCAGCGCAUGAAGUUGGAAAUAGAAGGCGGUAUUGGAGAUUGGAAACAGGUACCAGAGUGCGUGCGAGAGACAUUACUAAAAAUCCUCAGUUCCUCCACUCCUAAGGCACCAUCAUCAUCCUCUGCUGCUCCAGUUCCUGCUGCCGCCGCUGCUGUUGAUACAUCCGAGACAACGUUUACCAACAACAACAGUUACAUCAACAACAACAACAACGAUACUGGUAUGUUGUUACUACCACUGCGGUACAAAGGGCCCAAGACAGACAUCAGUGCCACUCUCAACACUCUGUACGAGACACAACGCCCGCCAGCGCCAUUUGUGCCGAAUAUUCAGUCUGUCGUAACGGACCUUGAUGAGAAGUUGCGACGUCUCUCUCCGCCAUCACGUGCGGACCCCACCACUAACAACAACAACAAUACUACUACUACUAUUACUACUAAUACUACAGCAGUGAAAAAACGAUCGCCCGUGCGGGAGCCGCAACUUUUGGAGGAUCGUCGUGUCUUUUACGGCUACCCGGUGGAAUCACAGCCGGUGCCGUCGUCCUCCACCUCUCGACGUGCGGCCCCCGCGCGUUCCCCACCGUCGCCGGCCUGUCGUCCGCUGGCGUUAUCGGCGGGGGCGGCGGUGAGUCGCGUGGUGAGUGGCCGGCAGCGAUCGGCGGCGGUGGAUGUGUUGUUGCGACUGCACGCCGCGGCCGUGCGGUUGUGUGAAGUGUACGACACGCCGGUGUUCGCUGGUGUGUACGAUGCGAUGCGGUUGGACCCGCGGCGGGCGGCGGAGAAGUACGACACCGUGCGGCCGGCCGCCCACCCCUCGCGGGCGCAGGAGGCCGCGUUGGCAGCCGUCGCGGAGGCCCUCGCCGUCCUGCGGGAGGCGACGGUGGAACUCAUCGCCGUUGGACUCACACCAGAGGAGAAGCGCACACGCGGUGUGGAUACACACAAGUAUCAAACACGACAUGAGAGGAAUACAAAGUAUCAAUAUACCACACCGGAUAUUAAACACAUGAAGGGGAAAUCGGGCUCUACACUAGAGGGGCUACUCAAGCGUGCCACUACGGCUAAUGCUUCGGCACACACUAGAGAAGAAGAGGAAGAAGAUGAAGAUGAACAUGAAGAGGAGGAGGAGGAAGAGGAAGAAGAAGAAGAGGAGGAAGAAGAAGAAGAAUUAGUACCGGUGCGUGCGAAGAAGUUUGUAAAAGAGAAUAACCGGCAUAGAGAUCAUAAACUAGAGGAAUCUAAGAAGUCCACUGUAUCCCGUCCCAGGAAUGCCGCUGCUACUGCUGCGUCUCCGGCUUUCCAUAUAGAUCCUGUGAAGGAGAAGAGGGGAAACCUCAAUACCGCAAAGACACAACCUAGACCCAAGCCGAAAAGUUCUGCAGAUACAACGAACAAACCCACCAUAUUCCAGCCACCACAAUUCCAUAAUCAACAACAAGAAAAACAACAGCAACAAGAACAAGAAAAGCGGCAGCAACAAGAACAAGAGAAACAGCAGCAACUACAGAGACAGCAACAACAACAGAGACAGCAACAACUACAGAGACAACAACAACUGCAGAGACAGCAGCAACUGCAGAGACAGCAACAACAACAAAAACAACAGCCAAAGAAACUGCAACGACUCUCGUCUGAAUCGUCUACAGAAUCAUCUGCGGGGCCACCACGUGCUCCUGCGGUUGCUAGUAAGACGAAGAGUGCCGUCCCCGCGCCGGCAGCUGCAAGGCCAGCGGCACCGCGGCCAAAGGAAACAAAGUCAUCUGCUGCCGUAUUGGAAAGGUUGCGUCAAAAUCUCUCUCAGUCAACACUCACUAUAGGAUCCAGUGAUACUGCCAGCAAUCAUGCGGCGGGAAAGAAAGUGGAACACCCUUCAGCUCCGGUUCAACCCAAAGGAUCGCCCCUUUCAUUUGGAAAGUUUGAUAUCAAGCGAUUCAGGAUCGAUAGUGAUAGUGAUUCGGAUUCAGGUUAG
Messenger RNA from Trypanosoma theileri, 2010 nucleotides. RefSeq lists its product as uncharacterized. The coding region runs from base 1 to 2010 and encodes 669 amino acids. NCBI's taxonomy places the organism in Eukaryota, Euglenozoa, Kinetoplastea, Trypanosomatida, Trypanosomatidae. The record is from RefSeq and is a predicted model, not a curated record. The transcript has a single exon.